GUUUUAGUAAAGCCACAAUAACCUCGUUAACUUAGGGCUUCACUUCUCUCCAUGUCAUGCGAAACGUUUCUGAUACAAGAAAAAAAGCCUAACCCUAGCUAGCUUUAUCCAGUAAAUACUUCGUCACACUCUUUCUAGGGUUUCUACAUAAAUCUCGAUCAAUUCGGUUUCAGUACUCUCUGGAAUCUUAUUGGUUUAUGUGGUUUCUCCAUAGAUUUUGAUAUCUCAAUCCUAUCUAAUCUAUUCUAAGCUACAAGAGAUUCGAUUCAGAGGUUUUUUUUGAUUCCUAAAGUACAGAGGCUGCAUGGAUAAGAGAUAUAUUUUGAUCAAUUGUUGAAGAGGAAGGAUGAGUUUUGGUUUUUGAAGCAAAAGCUGAAGAUUUUAUUUAAGGAUUUCACUCGAUUUUGAGGGGUUUUGGAGAAUGAAUGAAAUUUCUCUAAUUAUUUGGGGAUUUCACUCGAUCUGUUGAAGACUGCGUAUAUGGGAGGAAGAUUGGUUGCUGCGGUGGAGAAAUCAUCUUAUCUUUGAACUGACAAAUUUAUUUCUGAGGAAACUUCUUUUUUUCAUAAAAGUUUGAAUCUUGAGAAGAUAGGAUCUGCGUUUUCUUAGGGUUAUUACAAAGGAGAUAAAAUCACUUGUACUCUUUUAAAUUAUAGUUAUAUUAUAGGCCUUUUAUUUUCAUUGAUUGGCCUUUGAAAAUAUAAAUUUCUGUUCUUUUUAAUUUUCUGAUAAAUCUAGUGCAGAAAAGUGAAAAAAAAUAUGGCUGUGUAUUAUAAGUUCAAGAGUGCUAAAGAUUUUGAUUCCAUACCAAUUGAUGGUCAUUUUAUAUCGGUUGCGAAUUUGAAAGAAAAAAUAUUCGAAUCAAAACAUUUGGGCAGGGGUACUGAUUUUGACCUCAUGGUUGCUAAUGCUCAAACUAACGAAGAGUACCAGGAUGAAGCAACGUUGAUACCAAAAAACACAUCCGUUUUAGUUCGGCGAGUUCCUGGACGGCCUCGCAUGACCAUUGUUACUGAACCAGAAGAGAAGAAAUCUGUAGAGGAUAAAGUAGAGGAAGCUCAGCCAGCCAAAAAUAACUUUAGCAUGGCUGAUUCUUCUGUUAGAAUGCCUGAGGAAAAUGAGUGGGAUGAAUUUGGAAACGAUCUUUAUGCGAUUCCUGAAGUGCUCCCAGUUCAAUCCGGCAAUCCUGUGAUGGACGCCCUUCCUCCUAGUAGAGCUGAUGAAGACAGCAAGAUUAAAGCUUUAAUGGAUACAACUGCAUUGGACUGGCAACGGCAAACACAGGAGGGUUUUGGGGCUGGUAGAGGUUAUGGAAGAGGUGUGGGUGGAAGAAUGAUGGGCCCUGGUAGAGGUUUUGGCCGAGGUGUUGCUGGUGGUGGUUUGGAGCGCAAGACACCUCCACCAGGUUACACUUGUCACAGAUGCAAGACGCCUGGUCACUUUAUUCAGCAUUGUCCUACAAAUGGUGAUCCUAAUUAUGAUAUCAAAAGGGUGAAACCUCCAACUGGCAUUCCAAAGUCGAUGUUAAUGGCUACCCCUGAUGGUUCUUAUGCCUUGCCAAGUGGUGCAGUUGCUGUAUUGAAGCCGAAUGAGGCUGCUUUUGAGAAAGAAAUCGAAGGGUUACCUUCUACUACUCGUUCAGUCAGUGAUCUUCCGCCUGAACUCCGCUGCCCGUUAUGCAAAGAAGUAAUGAAGGAUGCUGUGCUGACCAGCAAGUGCUGUUUCAAGAGUUUCUGUGACAAAUGUAUCAGGGACCACAUAAUCUCAAAAUUAGUAUGCAUUUGUGGGGCUACAAAUGUACUUGCAGAUGACCUUCUGCCAAAUAAAACCCUCAGGGAUACUAUAAACCGCAUUUUGGAAUCAGAUAACGUUAGUGCUGAAAACGGUGGCAGCAUUUUGCAAAUUCAUGAUAUGGAGUCCGCCCGUUCUGCCCCAUUCAAAGUUCCAUCGCCUACUGCUUCUGCAGCGUCCAAGGGGGAACAACUGCCGCUACAGUGUAAGGUAGAAACUCAAAAAGAGGUGACUGCAGUCAAUGUAAAGCAUGAACCAGCUAUUCCUCAACAGUCAUCUGAGAAAGGGAAAGCUACAAAAGCAGUAUCGGAAGCUACGUCUGUGAGUGUGAAGGAACCUGCUUUACAGGGUAAUGCUCCACCAGCGGAAGAAGAAGUGCAACAGAAGUUGCCUUUUGCUGAGCCAGUGAAGAAAAAGAAAAAGAAGAAGGCUGUUUUACCCAUUAAUGGUGCAGACAUGCAGUGGAGAACACCUCAAGAUCUAGGAUACGAAAAUCAUAUGAUGCCUUUUCCUCCAGCAGCUUGUAACCCAUAUUGGGGUGGUAUGCCGCUUGGGAUGGAAGGAUAUAUGGGUGCUCCAUACAUGGGAAAUAUGGGCAACAUGGGAAACAUACCAUACAUGGGUUAUAAUCCGGGCCCCUUUGAUGUUCCAUUCGGGGGAAUGAUUCCUCAAGACCCCUUUGGAGGGCAAGGUUACAUGAUGCCAGUAGUUCCACCCCAGAGGGAUCUUGCAGAGAUUGCUUUGGGCUCAAGCCAAGCACCCCCUAUUAUGAGCAGAGAGGAAUUUGAGGCCAGAAAAGCUGACCUGAGGAGAAAGCGUGAAAUGGAGCGACGGAGUGAAAGGGAGUAUUUUAAUGAUAGGGAAAGCGGCAGUGAGAUGAGCAACAGUGGUGAUAUAUCUUCAUUGAAAACAAAAUCUCAUCAGAGACCGUCCAACUAUCCUUCAAGCCUGGAGCCGCAGCAAUCACAGUAUAGCCGGCAAAAUCAUCAGCAUCAUCGAUCGGAGAAGCCACCACUUAGUAACACAGAAAGAGUAGCCCCACCAUUACAGCAACCACGAGAGGCGAAUAUGCCAGCUCGAUCAGGGAAGAGGCAGCUCGAAAGUGAAGAGGAUGCUGCUGCAGAAGCCAUGGCAGCAGACAAGAGACACAAGGCCAGUGUCUUCUCUCGUAUAAGUUUCCCAGAAUUGAACAGUAGUAAUCCACCAAUAAAGAAGAAGAAAUCAUCUUCUUCUUCUACUUCAGAACUCCCUAGUACCAGGAGUAGCAAUGGGUAUAAAGAUUAUGAUCCUCCGGCAACUUCAUCUACUCAUAGUCAUCACCACCAUAGAUCGUCAUCGCAUCAUCACCAUCAACGGGAUGAAAGCAAAUCAGUAUCGGCAGUAAUUUCUAGUUCGCGAAAGAGUAGUAGUUUGGUAGUUGAUCAGGAUUCAAGUGACGAGGAUAGACAUUUCAAGAGGAGACCAUCAAGGUAUGAGCCUCCUCCUCCACCUAUCGAGGAUGAAGUUGUAGCAGUCAGGUCUUCAAGACGCUCAAGGGAAAGAGAUCAUUAUGAGCGAGAACAUCGCCACAGCAAGCAUAGAUAGACAGAUCGUAGCGGACCAAGUCUCAGUUGCUUACCCUUCUCUCUGUCUCUCUCUCUCUUAGACUCAGGUAUACAACCGCCAGUGUACACCGAUUGUAGAAUAGGACCCAAAAUGGGUUUCCUUGUUGUGAAGACGGAGAACAGAAGAGGACGAGGUUCUUUUCUAGCUGUUCUUGUAACGUAAUCUGCUUAUUUGUAUGUUAACGAGUGACUCACCUCCUCUGUCUCUGUAAAUGCUUUUGCAUACCUCAAAAUUUUCAACUCCUUAUUAUCCUUAAAAAUAAAUUUACUUUAUUGGACAUCAAUUAAGUAUUUUUUGUUUCUUA
Papaver somniferum (opium poppy) is the source of this 3700-nucleotide messenger RNA. Its product is annotated as E3 ubiquitin ligase PARAQUAT TOLERANCE 3-like. Gene Ontology annotation, molecular function: ubiquitin protein ligase activity; zinc ion binding; nucleic acid binding. Gene Ontology annotation, biological process: ubiquitin-dependent protein catabolic process; mRNA processing; protein ubiquitination. NCBI's taxonomy places the organism in Eukaryota, Viridiplantae, Streptophyta, Magnoliopsida, Ranunculales, Papaveraceae. Gene Ontology annotation, cellular component: nucleus. The coding region runs from base 760 to 3375 and encodes 871 amino acids. The record is from RefSeq and is a predicted model, not a curated record. The transcript has 15 exons.